AUGGUGGACGAGAAGGAAACCUUAGAGCAGCAAUUACAGGCUAUGGCCAUGAAUACCGAUUUUCUCGAUUCCUGGAUUGUAGAGAACAACGGGAAAGCCAAGAAUGUGCCAGUAGAUUUGGAUGUAGGUAAUGCCUUUGAGUGCACUGUAGCACUAUCCAAACAGAUGUUAGAUUGCAAUGCAUCGGAUUUAGCCAUCGAAGAUACUGUUUAUUUGAUGGAUAAGUCGUUUCGAGAUGGGUUGUUACCAUUUGAUCAGUAUCUGAGGAAUGUGAGGUUGUUGUCGAGAGGGCAGUUCUUCCACCGAGCCACGGCUGAGAAAGUUCGGGCCACACAGAUGGAAGCUCAGGUUGCUUCUAUUGCAGCUAGGUUGCACUCGUGA
Microthlaspi erraticum is the source of this 381-nucleotide messenger RNA. The record is from the annotation of a GenBank genome assembly. NCBI's taxonomy places the organism in Eukaryota, Viridiplantae, Streptophyta, Magnoliopsida, Brassicales, Brassicaceae.